UAUAUAACAAAUAAUUUGAGAAGCAUGGCCACAAGAAAUACAGCAAAGUAUGGAAGUGAGCUAGCAAGACUAUUAAACGCUCUCGCUGGCUCCUCUGAUAACAUCGUCAACACUCAAGACACUUUGACAGAUAUACUUGACAAGGUUGCAGACUUGCACCCGAAACAGAACAGUAUAGCUCUGUGUCAGUUCUACGAGGACUGUGGACACGAACCUAUAAUCUCUAUUCUACCAGUCUUAUUAAACAACAAAGAAUGCAACAAAGAGUUUUUUAUCGCAACGAUUCGGGCUCUGCGUAAUGUAAACGGUCUAAGAAAGUUGAGGACGGAUCACUGGCAAUCCCUACCUUAUCAAGAAACCAUGUUGUUACUGCUAACAGAAGGGCUCAGGUCUGAUGAUGAGUUGAAACAACUUUACUCUGCUGCUACACUUGCCGGAGUGACGAUGCACUACUCGGAGUUUACAAAGAAUGAUAUUCCUGACCUUCUUAUGAAGAUGUACAGCUCGGACGAUAUCCAGGAGAAAAUACACAUGGCGACAGCUGCGGAUGCUGACUACCUCCACCCUACCACAACGCGCGCCUCAGCAGCUCAUACCAUCAUGAAGUUCUACCAGAGUAAAGUGUUCUACGAGAGGAUAGUGGAGUUAGGGUUUAUCAGAAGAACAAUGGAGAUAGUAGCAAAGUACGAGCAAUACGAAACUGACCUUCUCUUCUGUCUGAUCAGAUAUUUCCUUUUCAGUUGUCUGAUACAUUCCCGACCGGAGAUGAAGACAACGGAAAAGCAGCUGGAAGUGGAUUUCUUCUCGAAGGUUCUUCCUGACAUCAGUGAAAGUUUCGAGUGUAUGAACCCUACGAUGCAAGAAAUUGUUAGGAGCUCAUGUAAAGUUGUCUCCACUCAAGCGCUACAAUACGGGCACAUGUUAACACCGGAAGCGGGAGCUACACAAUGGAUGGAGGAACACGAGGAGGAGGCUUGUGGGCUACUCCGCAAACCUCUAGAUAUCAAGAGAAAGUGUAGUAAAACGGACUGCAAGAAUAUCGAAAACGAAGUUGGAGAAUUCGACAGAUGCAGUGCGUGUAAAGUUACUGUGUACUGUUCACCAACCUGUCAGAAAGAGCACUGGACUGAGAAACACAAGAAACUGUGCAAGAGACUCAGAAAAUGUUAUCAAGUUAAGGUCGUAGAAGAAGUUGACGAUUUGGAUUAAUACAAACUAUAUAGUGAUACGUUUAAAUCUAUAUAUCGAAAUUUAGCGUAGUGUUUAGGUGUUAGAUCAGUUUGUUAUGCAGUAUUUGAAG
Bolinopsis microptera is the source of this 1300-nucleotide messenger RNA. RefSeq lists its product as uncharacterized. The record is from RefSeq and is a predicted model, not a curated record. Lineage: Eukaryota; Metazoa; Ctenophora; Tentaculata; Lobata; Bolinopsidae. The coding region runs from base 25 to 1209 and encodes 394 amino acids. The transcript is spliced from 12 exons.